Messenger RNA from Impatiens glandulifera, 5583 nucleotides. The record is from the annotation of a RefSeq genome assembly. Lineage: Eukaryota; Viridiplantae; Streptophyta; Magnoliopsida; Ericales; Balsaminaceae.
AUGAUUUUUAAAUCUUUUCUACUAGGUAAUCUAGUAUCCUUAUGCAUGAAGAUAAUCAAUUCGGUCGUUGUGGUCGGACUCUAUUAUGGAUUUCUGACCACAUUCUCCAUAGGGCCCUCUUAUCUCUUCCUUCUCCGAGCUCAGGUUAUGGAAGGGGGAGAAGAAGGAACCCAGAAGAAGGUAUCAGCAGCAACUGGUUUUAUUACGGGACAGCUCAUGAUGUUCAUAUCGAUCUAUUAUGCGCCUCUGCAUCUAGCAUUGGGUAGACCUCAUACAAUAACCGUCCUAGCUCUACCCUAUCUUUUGUUUCAUUUCUUCUGGAACAAUCACAAACACUUUUUUGAUUAUGGAUCUACUACUAUAAAUUCAAUGCGUAAUCUCAGCAUUCAAUGUGUAUUCCUGAAUAAUCUCAUUUUUCAAUUAUUCAACCAUUUCAUUUUACCAAGUUCAAUGUUAGCCAGAUUAGUCAACAUUUAUAUGUUUCGAUCCAACAACAAGAUGUUAUUUGUAACAAGUAGUUUUGUUGGUUGCUUAAUUGGUCCCAUUUUAUUCAUGAAAUGGGUUGGAUUGGUAUUGGUCUGGAUACGGCAAAAUCAUUCUAUUAGAUCAAAUUUACUUAUUCGAUCUAAUAAGUACCUUGUGUCAGAAUUAAGAAAUUCUAUGGCUCGGAUCUUUAGUAUUUUCUUAUUUAUUACCUGUGUCUACUAUUUAGACAGAAUACCCUCACCCAUUCUUACUAAGAAACUGAAAGAAACCCCCAAAACGGAAGAAAGAGAUGUAGAAACAACUUACGAAACGAGGGGGAUUAAACAGGAACAAGAGGGAUCCACCGAAGAAGAUACUUCUCCUUCCCUUUUUUCGGAAGAAAAGGAGGAUCCGGACAAAAUCGAUGAAACGGAAGAGAUCCGAGUGAAUGGAAAGGAAAAAACAAAGGAUGAAUUUCACUUUCAAGAGACAUGCUAUAAAAAUAGCCCCAUUUUUGAAGCUUCUUAUUUGGAUAGGAAUCAAGAAAGUUGGAAGUUCAAAAUACUUGAAAAAAAAAAAAGAUUCUGGUUUGAAAAAACCCUUUUAACUCUUCUUUUCGAUUAUAACCGAUGGAAUCGGCCAUUUCGAUACAUAAAAAAUAACCGAUGUGAAAAUGCUCCACGAAAUAAAAUGUCACAAUAUUUUUUUUAUACAUGUCAAAAUGAUGGCAAAGAAAAAAUAUUAUUUACAUAUCCACCAAGUUUAUCGACUUUUUUUGAAAUGAUAGAAAAAAGGAUGUCCCUGUCGAUAAAAAAAAAAUUAGACCUUGCUGAACUGUACAAGGUUAGGUCAAUUUAUAGCAACAAAGAAAAAAUUAAGAAUAUUUAUGAGGACUUCAAAAAAAAAAUGGAUAGUUUAGAUAAAGGAUCCAUUUUUUUAACUAUACUCGAAAAGAAGAUUCAAAUAUGUAAUGAUGAGACUAAAAAAGAAUAUUUUUUUAGAAUAUAUGAUCCUUUAUUGAAUGGGUCACACCGUGGAGCAAUAAAAAAAAAGUUUUUACUUUUAAUUAGAAAUCAGACUUUAUUAAAAAGUUUAACAGAGAGCUUUUGUAUAAAUAAAAUUCAUACUCUUUUUUUUAUUAAUACUAAUUACCAAUACCAAGAUUUUGAAGAAAAAUUGGAUAUACUUGAAAAAACCUCAUUCUCGCCAAAAAUAAAAAUUUUUUUCAGUUUAAUGAGUGAACUUGAUAGGGAAUUAAAAUUGAGUUUAAAGUUGAAAAAAUCCUCUUUAUUUUCCCAACAAAAAAAAAGAAAAAUAGAGUCAAAAUAUGAAAAAAAAAUUUUGAAAUUUCUUUUCAAUGCGAUUCGAAGUAAUGCUAAUGUUGAAAAAAAAAAAUUGAUUGAAAUUAAAGAAAUAAAAAAAAAAAUCCCUAGAUGGUCAUACAAAUUAAUCAAGGAAUUAGACCAACAAGAAACAAAAAGUGCUGAAGAAGUGCAAGUAGGACAUCAAAUUCGUUCAAGAAAAUUCAAACGUGUAGUAAUUUUUACCGAUAACGAAAGUAAUAUUGAUAUUAAUAACAAGGAAACUCAGAAUUCCCCUAAACCAAAUCAAAUAUCUUUGAUACGUUAUUCACAACAAUCUGAUUUUCGACGAAAUAUAAUAAAAGGUUCUAUUCGCGCCCAAAGGAAGAAAAUAAUUAUUGGAAAACUGUUUCAAGCAAAUGUGCAUUCCCCACUCUUUUUGGACAGGAUAAAAGAGGACCCUCCCCUUUUUUUUGAUCUAUCCGAACUAAUGAAACUUUUUUUAAAAAAUUCUAUUUUGGAAAGAGUAAGAAAAGAAGCAGAAUGUAAAAUUUCCGAGUAUACAGAAGAACAGAGAAAAAAGGAGAAGAGCAAAAAAAACGAAAAAGAACGAAUAGAAAUAGCAGAAAUAUGGGAUAGCAUUCCACUUGCUCAAGUAAUAAGAGGUUUCAUGUUAAUAACUCAAUCAACGCUUAGAAAAUAUAUUAGAUUACCUUCAUUGAUAAUAGCCAAAAAUAUAGGACGUAUACUAUUAUUGCAAGCUCCCGAAUGGUCUGAGGAUUUUAAGGAAUGGAAUAAUGAAAUGUAUGUUAAAUGUACCUAUAAUGGUAUUCAAUUAUCCGAAACGGAAUUUCCUAAAAAUUGGUUACUAGACGGGAUUCAGAUAAAGAUCCUAUUUCCUUUCUGUCUGAAACCUUGGCAUAGAUCUAAGCCAAGGAUCUUUCAUAUAGAUCGAAUGAAAAAAAAGGAUAAAAAAUCUGAUUUUUGUUUUUUAACAGUUUGGGGAAUGGAGACUGAACUUCCUUUUGGGUUUCCCGGAAAAAGGAAUUCUUUUUUUGAACCAAUUAUUAAGGAAUUAAAAAAAAAAAAAGGAAAAGUAAAAAAAAAAUACGAUCUAGUUCUAAUAAUUUUAAAAAAAAGAACAAAAUCCUUUCUAAAUCUCUUAAAAAAAAAAAAAAAAUGGCUUAUAAAAGUUAUUCUAUUUUUAAAAAAAAUAAAAAAAGAACUCUCAAAACUAAAUCCAAUUCUAUUAUUUCGAUUAAAAAAAGUCUCUAAAUUAAGUGACACUAAAAAAGAAAAAGAUUUAAAAAAAAACCACAAUUCUAAAAUUAAUGAAUCAUUUAGUCAAAUUGAAUCUACAAAUUGGACAAAUUAUUUACUGAGAGAAAAAAAAAAGAAAGAUAUAAUUGCUAGAACAAGCAUAAUCAGAAAUAAAAUAGAAAGACUAAAACAAGAGAAAAAAAAAAGAAUUCCGGAAAUAAACAUUAGCCAUAAUAAAACAAGUUUGAAUGUUAAAAGAUUCAAAUUACAAAAAAAAAGAUUAAAAAGAAGAAAUACUCGAGUCGUUCGUAAAUUCUAUUAUUUAAAAAAAAAAAUUACUAAAAAAAUCUACAUGGAUUUCUUUUUAUCUAUCAUUACUAUUCGUAGAAUAAAUAUCGAACUUUUUAGUGAAAAAAAAAAAAUGGAAAAAUACAUUUUCAAUAAUCAAAGUAAUGAAACAAGAUUUGAGAAAUCAAAUAAAAUUCAAUUUAUUUCCAGUAGAAAAAAGUCGCUUCAGAAUAUUCUUAAUAAGAAUUCAGAUAAUUUUGAUGAUUUAGCCUCCUUGUCGCAAGCAUAUGUCUUUUACAAAUUAUCACAAACCCCCGCUCUUAACUUGUACUUCUAUAAGUUAAGACCUAUUCUUGAAUAUCAUGGAACUUUUUCGUUUCUUAAAACUUCACUAAAGAAUUAUUUUGAACCACAAAAACUAUUUUAUUCUAAAUUAAAACAAAAGAAACCUAUAAAUUCUGAAAUAAAUCAAUGGCGAAGCUGGUUACGAAGUCAUUAUCAAUACAAUUUUUCUCCGAUUACCUGGUCUAGAUUAAUAGCACAAAACUGCCGAAAUAGAAUCAAUAAACGUGAUCCAAUUGAACAACAAAAUUUAAACAAACAGGAUUUUUAUGAAAAAAAUCAUUUAAUUUAUUACAAAAAAAAAAAUUAUUACAAAGUUUAUUCAUUACCAAAUGAAAAAGAAAAUUUUCUUAAAUAUAAAAGAUAUAAUCUUUUAUGCUAUAGAUUUAUUAAUUAUGAACAAAAAAGGGAGCCGUCUAUUUAUGGCUCAACAUUUCAAAAAACAAAGAGUUCUAAUAAUUACAACACAAAUAAAAACAAUAUUUUUGAAAUAUUUAAAUUAGGGGAUAGCCCUAUUAAGAAUUUUUUAAUAAAAAAUGAUAUUAGGAAUAUGGAAAAAAACCCGGAUAGAAAAUAUUUUGAUUGUAAAAUUUACAAUUUUUGUCUUAGAAAGACAAUCAAUAUUUUAACUUGGAUCAAGAUUGAUAUCAAAAGUAAUCAAAAUACUCAAACCGGGCCUAAAAAUAAUCAAAUAAUUAAAAAAUUUGAUAAAAAAAACUGUUUUUUUCUUAUGAUUGAUCCAAAAAUAAAUUCACCAAAUAAAAAAAAAAAAAUUUAUGAUUGGAUGGGAAUGAAUAAAAAAAUACUAAGAGAUUCCAUAUUGGAUUUCAAACUUUGGUUUUUCCCAGAAUUUAUACUACUUUAUAAUACAUAUAAAAUGAAACCAUGGGGUAUACCAAGAAAAUUGCUGUUUUUCAAUUUAAAUCUAAAUGAAAGAUAUAAUAAAAAUAAAAACACUAAUAGAAAGCAAAAAAAGGCUAUAUUGUCGAAUAAAAAAAUUGAUUUUGAAUUAACAAAUCAAAAAAAGAAAGAAAAAAAAUCUGCAGACCGAAGAGAUCUUAGAUCAAAUAAAAACAAUAAAGGAAACCUUAAAGAUAUUGAAGAAAAUAAUUUGGAAUCCAAUAUAAAAGAAUAUAAGAAUAAAAAAAAAUACAAAAACAAUACAGAAGCAGAAAUAGAUUUGUUCCUGAAAAGGUAUUUACUUUUUCAAUUAAGGUGGAAUUUUAGUUUGAACCAAAGAACGAUUGAAAAUAUCAAGGUAUAUUGUCUCUUGCUUAGACUAGGAAAUCCAAGACAAAUAACUCUAUCCUCUAUUCAAAGGAAAGAACUGAAUCUGGAUACAAUGCUGAUUGAGAAGAAUUUAACUCUUAGAAAAUUAAUCAAAAAAGAGCUAUUUAUUAUUGAACCCCUUCGACUAUCUGUAAAAAAUAAUGGUCAGGUUAUUAUGUAUCAAACCAUAGCUAUUUUAUUCGUUCAAAAAAGGAGGUAUCAAGGAUACCGAGAACAAAAAUAUGUUAAUAAGGGAAAUUUUGAUAAAUCUCUUUUUAUUUUAAAACAUUAUCAAAGGAUAACUACAAAUAAAGACAAAAAGAAUUAUUAUUUGCCUGUUCCUGAAAAUAUUUUAUCGUAUAGACGCCGUAGAGAGUUGAGAAUUCUAAUUUGUUUCAAUUCAAAGACUAAGAAUGUUGUAAAUAGAAAUCCUAUAUUUAGCAACGGGAACAGAGUAAAAAACUGGAAUAAAUUUUUGAAUGAAAAUAAAGAUUUUAAUAGAGAUAAAAAUCAAUUGAUUAAAUUAAAGUUAUUUCUUUGGCCCAAUUACCGAUUAGAAGAUUUAGCUUGUAUCAAUCGUUAUUGGUUUAAUAUGAAUAAUGGUAGCCGUUUCAGUAUGUUAAGAAUACAUAUGUACCCACGAUUGAGAAUAUAUUGA